Molecule: messenger RNA, 6468 nt
Organism: Suncus etruscus (white-toothed pygmy shrew)
Lineage: Eukaryota; Metazoa; Chordata; Mammalia; Eulipotyphla; Soricidae
Gene: TECTA
Product: tectorin alpha
Exons: 24
Biological process (GO): cell-matrix adhesion
Molecular function (GO): protein binding
Source: RefSeq, a predicted model, not a curated record
AUGAAUUAUUCAUCAUUCCUUAGAAUCUGGGUCUCUUUCAUCUUCGCGCUUGUUCGCCACCAAGUCUACCCCAGGGAGCUCAUGUAUCCGUUUUGGCAGAAUGAUACCAAAACCCCCAAAGUCGAUGAUGGAAGCUCCUCGGAGAUCAAGCUGGCCAUCCCGGUCUUCUUCUUCGGAGUCCCCUACCGCACUGUCUAUGUCAACAACAAUGGCGUCGUGUCCUUCAAUGUGCUUGUGAGUCAGUUCACGCCGGAAUCCUUCCCCCUGACUGAUGGCCGUGCCUUUAUUGCCCCAUUCUGGGCAGAUGUGCACAACGGAAUCCGGGGUGAAAUCUACUACAGGGAGACCAUGGACCCCGUCAUCCUGAAAAGGGCCACCAAGGACAUCAGGAAGUACUUCAAGGACAUGGCGACCUUCUCUGCCACUUGGGUGUUUAUUGUCACAUGGGAAGAAGUCACAUUUUACGGCGGGAGCAGCACCACACCCGUGAACACGUUCCAGGCCGUGCUUGUAUCUGAUGGCUCCUAUACCUUCACACUCUUCAAUUACUAUGAGAUCAACUGGACCACUGGAACAGCCAGUGGGGGUGACCCCCUGACCGGCCUGGGUGGCGUCAUGGCCCAGGCAGGAUUCAAUGGUGGGAACCUCACCAAUUUCUUCAGCCUCCCGGGCUCCAGAACCCCCGAUAUUGUGAACAUCCAAGAGACCACAAACGUCAAUGUCCCAGGUCGCUGGGCUUUCAAAGUGGACGGGAAGGAAAUUGACCCCGCCAACGGCUGCACCUCCAGAGGACAGUUCCUCCGGCGAGGGGAGGUCUUCUGGGACGACCUGAACUGCACCAUUAAGUGCCGCUGCCUGGACUUCAACAACGAAAUCUACUGCCAGGAGGCGGCUUGCAGUCCCUAUGAGCUGUGCGAACCAAAGGGCCGCUUCUUUGCCUGCAGCGCCGUGGAGACCAGCACGUGUGUGGUGUUCGGGGAGCCACACUACCACACCUUCGAUGGCUUCCUCUUCCACUUCCAAGGCUCCUGUGCCUACUUGCUGGCUCGCCAGUGCCUGCAUGCAUCUAGCCUCCCCUUCUUCAGUGUUGAGGCCAAGAAUGAGCACCGAGGGGGAUCUGCUGUCUCGUGGGUGAAGGAGCUCUCGGUGGAGGUGAACGGCUACAAGAUACUCAUUCCCAAAGGCAGCUACGGCAAAGUUAAGGUCAAUGACCUGGUGGCCUCUCUGCCCAUCACCUUGGACUUGGGAGCGGUGAAGAUCUACCAGAGUGGCAUGGCCACAGCCGUGGAGACAGACUUCGGGCUCUUGGUGACCUUUGAUGGGCAGCACUAUGCCUCCAUCUCAGUGCCAGGCUCCUACAUCAACUCAACAUGUGGCCUGUGUGGCAACUAUAACAAGAACCCGCUGGAUGACUUCUUGCGACCUGAUGGUAGGCCCGCCAUGUCUGUGCUGGACCUGGGCGAGAGCUGGCGGGUGUACCACACUGACUGGCAGUGCGGCUCUGGCUGCGUGGACAACUGCACCCAGUGCGAUGCGGCCACUGAGGCUUUAUACUGGGGUCCGGACUACUGUGGCUUCCUCAAUAGGACCGACAGCCCGUUGGGAGAGUGUGGCUCAGUGGUGGACCCUACAGCCUUCUUGCACAGCUGCGUGUAUGACCUGUGCAGCGUGCGGGACAAUGGCACCCUGCUCUGCCAGGCCAUCCAGGCCUAUGCCCUGGUAUGUCAGGCCCUGGGCAUCCCCAUUGGGGACUGGAGAAGCCAGAUUGGCUGUGUGUCUACGGUGCAGUGCCCAAGCUACAGCCACUACUCGGUGUGCACUAGCAGCUGCCCAGACACAUGCUCGGACCUGACAGCCUCGCAGAGUUGCGCCACGCCCUGCACUGAGGGCUGUGAGUGUGACGAUGGCUUCGUGCUCAGUACCAGCCAGUGCGUCCCCCUGCACAAGUGUGGCUGUGACUUCGAUGGCCACUACUACGCCAUGGGCGAGUUCUUCUGGGCCACAGCCAACUGCACAGUGCAGUGCCUGUGUGAGGAGGGUGGCGACGUGUACUGCUUCGACAAGACGUGCCGAGGUGGCGAGGUGUGUGCCGUAGAGGACGGCUACCAGGGUUGCUUCCCCAAGCGCGAGACAGCCUGCUUGCUGAGCCAGAUGCAAGUGUUACACACCUUCGAUGGUGCCGCCUAUGCCUUUCCUGCUGAUGUCUCCUACACCCUUCUCAAGACCUGCCCUGAGCGCACUGACUACCUGGAGAUUGACAUCAGCAAGAAGAAGCCAGAUGCUGGGCCAACAUGGCUCCGUGGGGUCCGCAUCCUGGUGGCCGAGCAAGAGGUCAAAGUCGGAGGAGUCGGGGCUUUGGAGGUCCAGGUGAAUGGCCAGGAAGUGGAGCUGCCUUUCUUCCACCCAUCAGGGAGGCUGGAGAUCUACCGCCACAGGAAUAGCACCACAGUGGAGUCCAAGGGCCUGGUGGCAGUGCAGUACUCAGAUGUGGGGCUGCUGACCAUCCGCCUCUCCACUGCUUACUUCAACUGCACGGGUGGCCUGUGUGGCUUCUUCAACGCCAAUGCCAGUGACGAGUUCUGCCUGCCCAAUGGCAAGUGUACUGACAACCUGGCUGCCUUCCUGGAGAGCUGGGCCACCUUUGAGGAGAUCUGCAAUGGCGAGUGUGGGGACCUGCUGAAGGCUUGUGGCAAUGACUCGGAGCUGCUCAAGUUCUACCGUGGCCGCACCCGCUGUGGCCUCAUCAACGAUCCGUCCAACAGCUCCUUCCUGGAGUGCCAUGGUGUGGUCAAUGCCACUGCCUACUACCGCACCUGCCUCUUCCGCCUGUGCCAGAGUGGGGGCAAUGAAUCCGAGCUCUGCGACUCUGUGGCCCGUUAUGCUAGCACAUGCAAGAAUGCUGACGUGGAGGUGGGACCCUGGAGGACCUACGACUUUUGCCCUCUCGAGUGCCCGGAGAACAGUCAUUUCGAGGAGUGUGUGGCAUGCACAGAGACGUGCGAGACACUGGCCCUGGGCCCCAUCUGCGUGGACAGCUGCUCCGAAGGCUGCCAGUGCGACGAGGGCUAUGCCCUGCAGGGCAGCCAGUGUGUCAGCCGGAGCGAGUGCGGCUGCAACUUCGAGGGCCACUUGCUGGCCACCAACGAGACCUUCUGGGUGGACCAGGACUGCCAGAUCUUCUGCUAUUGCAAUGGCAGCGACAACAGCGUCCACUGCGAGACCCUGCCGUGCAGGGACGACGAGUUCUGCCUGGAGGAGGACGGCCUCCACUACUGCCAGCCCCGCACCGAUGCCUCCUGCAUCGUGGCCGGCUACGGCCACUACCUCACCUUUGAUGGCUUCGCCUUCGACUUCCAGACCAGCUGCCCACUCAUCCUGUGCACCACUGGGAGCAGGCCCGUCCUGGACUUGUUGCCCAAGUUCACCGUGACGGCCAGGAACGAGGAUCGGGACCCUUCGCUGGCUCUGUGGGUGAAGCAGGUGGACGUGACCGUGUUUGGCUACAGCAUCGUCAUCCACAGGGCCUAUAAGCACACGGUGCUGGUCAAUCACGAGCGGCUGUACCUGCCCCUGAAGCUGGGCCACGGCAAGGUGAGCAUCUUCUCUUUCGGCUUCCACGUGGUCCUGGAGACGGACUUCGGCCUGAAGGUGGUCUACGACUGGAGGGCCUUCCUGUCCAUCACUUUGCCACGGAGCCUGCAGAACAGCACGCAGGGCCUGUGUGGUCGCUACAACGGUGACCCCGAUGAUGACCUGCAGCUGCCCCUGGGCCUACCGGCUGCCAGCGUCAGCGAGUUUGCACAGAGCUGGGUGAAGAGGGACACCUUCUGCCAGGUGGGCUGUGGUGACCGCUGCCCAACUUGCACCAAGGUGGAGACUUUCUCCAAGGCCCAGCAGCUCUGCGGCCUUAUCCCCAGCCCCCUGGCCGGCUUCACCAAGUGCCACAGUAAAGUCAACCCUGCCUUCUUCUACAAGAACUGCCUGCUGGAUGCCUGCAUCGACGGUGGCGCUGAGCACACGGCCUGCGGCUGGCUGCAGAACUAUGCCAGCACGUGCCAGACGCAGGGCAUCGCUGUCACUGGAUGGAGGAACUACACAUCCUGCACGGUCACCUGCCCUGCCAACAGCCACUACGAGAGUUGCGUGAGCGUGUGCCAGCCACGCUGUGCCGCCAUCCGCCUCAAGAGUGAAUGUGCCCACUAUUGUGUAGAAGGCUGCCAGUGCGACGCGGGCUACGUACUCAAUGGCAAGAGCUGCAUCCUGCCACACAGUUGUGGCUGCUAUGCCGAUGGCAAGUACUACGAGCCCAAGCAGCUCUUCUGGAACAGCGACUGCACCCGCCGCUGCCGCUGCUUCCGUCGCAACCUGAUCCAGUGCGACCCUCGACAGUGCAAGUCUGACGAGGAAUGUGCCCUGCGCAAUGGGCUGCGGGGCUGCUUUGCCACCCGGUCCUCCUACUGCCUGGCAGCGGGUGGCGGUGUGUUCCGCACCUUCGACGGUGCCUUCCUGCGCUUCCCAGCCAACUGUGCCUUUGUGCUGUCCACCAUUUGCCAGAAGCUGCCUGACAUCUCCUUUCAGCUCAUCAUCAACUUUGACAAGUGGUCCUCGCCCAACCUCACCGUCAUCUCGCCCAUCUACUUCUACAUCAAUGAGGAACAGAUUCUCAUCAGUGACCGAAACACCGUCAAGGUAAACGGUACCCAGGUGAACAUCCCAUUUGUGACGGGCUUGGCCACUCGGAUCUACAGCAGUGAGGGUUUCCUAGUGAUCGACACCAGCCCCGACAUCCAGAUCCACUAUAACGGCUACAACGUCAUCAAGAUCAGCAUCAGCGAGCGGCUGCAGAACAAGGUAUGCGGCCUGUGUGGCAACUUCAACGGGGAUCUCACUGAUGACUACGUGACCCUGCGGGGGAAACCAGUGGUGAGCAGCGUGGUGCUGGCCCAGAGCUGGAAGACCAAUGGCAUGCAAAAGAGGUGAGUCUCCCCAGUCUGCAACGAGCUACAGUUCUCGCAGUACGCGGCCACGUGUGACAAUGUGCAUGUCCAGCGCAUGCAGGGUGAUGGCUACUGCCUGAAGCUUACCGACAUGAAGGGCUUCUUCCAGCCCUGCUACGGCCUGCUUGACCCGCUGCCCUUUUAUGAGUCAUGCUACCUGGAUGGCUGCUACAACCACAAGAAGUUCCAGCUCUGCGGCUCUUUGGCCGCCUAUGGAGAGUCAUGCCGCUCCUUCGGCAUCCUCAGCACUGAGUGGAUUGAUAAGGAGAACUGCUCAGGAGUGGUCGAGGACCCCUGCGUGGGGGCGGACUGUCCCAACCGAACGUGUGGGCUGGAUGACGGCGGCGAGCUGUGUGGCUGCAUUGAGCCACCACCCUAUGCCAACAACUCCCACGACAUCAUAGAUGCAGAGGUGACAUGCAAGGCAGCACAGAUGGAAGUAUCCAUCUCUAAGUGCAAACUCUUCCAGCUGGGCUUUGAGCGUGAGGGCGUGCGGGUCAACGACAGGCAGUGCUCAGGCAUUGAGGGCGAGGACUUCAUCUCCUUCCAGAUCAACAACACCAAAGGCAACUGUGGCAACAUCGUGCAGUCCAAUGGCACCCACAUCAUGUACAAAAACACCAUCUGGAUCGAAAGUGCCAACAACACGGGCAACAUCAUCACCAGGGACCGGACAAUCAAUGUGGAGUUUUCAUGCGCUUAUGAGCUAGACAUCAAGAUUUCCCUGGACUCUGUUGUGAAGCCAAUGCUGAGUGUCAUCAACCUCACGGUGCCAACCCAGGAGGGCAGCUUCACCACCAAGAUGGCCCUGUACAAAAACGCCUCGUACAAGCACCCUUACCGCCAGGGUGAGGUGGUACUCACCACCCGGGAUGUGCUGUACGUGGGGGUGUUCGUGGUGGGGGCCGACUCCACGCAUCUCAUCCUCACGCUUAACAAGUGCUAUGCCACCCCAUCCCGAGACAGCAAUGACAAGCUCCGCUACUUCAUCAUCGAAGGCGGGUGUCAGAACAUCAAAGACAACACUAUCGGCAUCGAGGAGAACGGGGUGUCCCUGACCUGCCGCUUUCAUGUCACCGUCUUCAAGUUCAUCGGGGACUAUGACGAGGUGCACCUGCAUUGCGCCGUGUCACUGUGUGACUCGGAGAAGCACUCCUGUAAGAUCAAUUGCCCUCAGAACUCCAGGAUGGCCCCGGAUUAUGCCAAAGAACCUAAAGAACAGAUCAUUUCCGUGGGACCCAUUAGAAGAAAGAGGCUGGACUGGUGUGAGGACAACGGUGGCUGUGAACAGAUCUGCACGAGUCGGGUGGACGGGCCUCUGUGCAGCUGUGUGACCGGGGCACUGCAGGCCGAUGGCCGAAGCUGCAGAGCCUCUAACUCCUCCACUGAACUCCAAAUGUGGACAUUGCUCCUCCUCAUGACCCAGAUCUCAUUAUGGCAUUUUGUCUAUAAACCUGGCUCGACCUCCUAA